CAAAAGACCUUGGUUAUCCAGAUUAGAAAAGAGCAGCAGAAGAAGAAGCAACAGUUGCUGUGACCAUGGAAUCUGUGCCAACUGGCCUCCCUCAUCAGCCUGGCGGUUAGCAGGAUUCCAGAAGGGCAAGGAGAAAGGUUGACGUCAAAGGAUGACAGCGGCACCAUUGUUGAUUUCACAGGUUGUUCAGCAGGACAUUGUCGCAACUUCAGUUUAACUGAGCUUAGAGUGUUUAAUCUCCACCUUUCUUUAUUCUUGAAAUUGAAAACCCAAAUUAGGUUUUGAUGUUUUGUGAGACACCACCUGAACUAGGAGCCAACAUGAAUAUAACGAAGGGUGGCUUGGUGCUGUUUUCAGCAAAUUCAAAUUCCUCUUGUAUGGAACUAUCAAAGAAAAUUGCCGAGAGGUUGGGUGUAGAGAUGGGUAAAGUUCAGGUUUACCAGGAGCCAAACAGAGAAACGAGAGUACAGAUUCAAGAAUCUGUAAGAGGAAAAGAUGUUUUUAUCAUCCAAACAAUUUCAAAGGAUGUGAAUACUACCAUCAUGGAACUCCUGAUCAUGGUCUAUGCUUGUAAAACCUCCUGUGCCAAAAGCAUUAUUGGUGUGCUUCCCUACUUCCCAUACAGCAAGCAGUGUAAGAUGAGAAAACGGGGCUCUAUUGUCUCCAAAUUGUUGGCUUCAAUGAUGUGCAAAGCUGGUCUGACUCACCUUAUCACCAUGGAUUUACAUCAGAAGGAAAUACAGGGUUUCUUCAACAUUCCUGUUGAUAAUCUAAGAGCUUCUCCCUUCCUACUGCAGUAUAUUCAAGAAGAGAUUCCAGAUUACAGGAAUGCAGUGAUUGUAGCCAAAUCACCGGCCUCGGCAAAGAGGGCCCAGUCCUUUGCUGAACGGCUGAGAUUAGGAAUUGCUGUGAUUCAUGGUGAAGCUCAGGAUGCCGAGUCUGACUUGGUGGACGGCAGACAUUCUCCACCUACCGUCAAAAAUAUCGCCGCUAUCCAUCCUAGUCUGGAGAUACCCAUGUUGAUUCCUAAAGAAAAGCCACCCAUUACAGUUGUUGGAGAUGUAGGCGGAAGAAUAGCCAUUAUUGUGGACGACAUCAUCGAUGACGUUGACAGCUUUCUGGCAGCAGCGGAGACGUUGAAGGAGAGGGGCGCCUAUAAGAUCUUUGUGAUGGCAACCCAUGGCCUUCUGUCUUCAGAUGCUCCCCGGUUAAUAGAAGAGUCUGCCAUCGAUGAGGUGGUGGUCACCAACACAAUCCCACACGAAAUUCAGAAGCUUCAGUGCCCCAAAAUCAAGACAGUGGAUAUCAGCAUGAUACUUUCCGAAGCCAUCCGCCGAAUUCACAAUGGGGAAUCCAUGUCGUACCUUUUCAGGAAUAUAGGCCUGGAUGACUGAGCUUUCUUCCAUUUCAAAGUUCCAAGGGCCAAACUGGAAAUGUACAUACAGAACAUGACUGUGAAGUGACCUACUGAAUUUGAACUAAUUUAUUGGAGCCAGUUUUGUUUUUUGGGUGAGGGAGGUGUCUUUUGUCUUCACCCCUUCCACUUGAUUUUCAACUACCGAUCAAGGUAGACCAAAUUUUUAAGCGUUCGUAUGAGUGUGAUUUUACGAUCGGUUAAGUUAUUUGGGUGGUGGUUUGGUUUUUUUAAAACACAUUUUUGAAAGACCCGUUUCCAAGCUCCUCAGGUUCAAAACAAAACAAAAAAACCAAAAAACAAAACAGAAAAAGACCUAGUUCUUUUAGUUUGAGCUCACUAUUCAAAACAAAUCCCACAAACACUUGAAGCCAGGAAUUUAGAUCAUAAAUGAAGUGUCCCAUUUGAGUCAUUAGAUUCAAGUGGUUUAAGUUAUGAAAUGAAGUAAUUGCUGUAUAUUUGCAUUUUAAAAGCCAAAACUGUUAAACUGUGAUAUACAGUGAAAUUUUGUAGGUGCUUUUAUAGAAGAGCAAAUGAAAAUAUGCAUCUGUAUUUAUUUUCUGCAACGAAAGAAGGAAUAAAAUAAUUUGUUAGGUUUUUUUUUAACUUAUCAGAGUUGUGCAGUUUUAUCUACUCUGAAGCAGCCCCAUUGAAAUGAGGGAAACUAUAACAUCUGAGUAUGAUUAAAUAUAUUUAGCCAUGUGCUCUUGUCCUUUAGCACAGUUUGCUCUUUGGAAGGAUAAGAAGCAGGAUACCUCAAAAUCUUGGCACUCAAAUGCAAGGGGGUAGUACUCUUGGUGGUUUAGGGUCAUUUUUGCAAAAUGCAACAGAUUAAAUAGAAAUCUUUAUGCACCUUUUGCCUGAACCUCCUAACACUUUGAAUACCAAAGGAAACAGGAAAUAAAAUGUUAACAUUUUGUGCCUGCUUGUUUCUGGGAGCAGGGGCUUCCUAGUUUUGGAAAACACAGAGUAGAAAAGCGUGGCCGGCUAACUUUUGUAGAUCCUGAGCCAGCCGAGGACCCCAGUGGAAAACAGAAUCUGGAAAGGAGAGGAAUGCCAUGGGUUUGUGUGGCCAUGAGCCAGGCUUUGGAUCUGCACCAAAGUUUAAUGUAUUUGAAGUCUUGCCGUACUCCGAUAGUUAACUCAGAGAGUGGUCAAGCUUUUUUUUUUUUUAAAGCCUUCAUCAAGAUUUCUGUUUAGUCUCAGGAUCAUCGUAAUUAGAAAAAUACGGAAGAAAUGUAAUGGAAGCAUACAAAAUUCUGAGGUGCUCUGGAGAAAUGAGUGCAGAAAUACGCUUUCGGAACAAUCUCUUAGCUAUUUUUAUACGUUCUGAUUUCUCUGGCAGGGUAUCGAUCGUUUAGUGUUGCUGCCGUAUUUGCUGAGAGUGAUUCAACUGCACUGUCGUUACCAGUGGAAAAUGGAUUCCAAAACUUGCUGUUUCACUCUGUGCUGAGUACCUGUUUUCACAAUGACAACUGUGACGAUUUUGUGUGAAUACCACUUGACUGAUAUCUUACUCUCCAGUGCUCCGUGAAGAACUUGUCUCUGUGCUUUUCCUUUGCCCUCUAAAACAACUGUCACACUUCAUUUCUUUUCUGUUGUGUGUGCGUGUGUGUAUACAACAUAUCUGUCAAGCCUUGUAGGACUGAAAGUGUACAUUCCUUCUAUUGUGUAUUUUGUGCAUCGAUGAUGAGUCUCCUUAGAAAAAAUAUGUAUUUCAGUCUCAUUCUACAAAAAAAUUUACUCUUCUUGGUUGUGAUUUUUAACUGAGGCUCUGCAUCUUCAGUCAUUUUUUUAAUGAGAUGCUCUUCAAGACCAAAACAGAAAUAAAUGAAAUAAGGUGUUUACUGGG
Tachyglossus aculeatus (Australian echidna) is the source of this 3266-nucleotide messenger RNA. It is a transcript of the gene PRPSAP2, whose product is annotated as phosphoribosyl pyrophosphate synthetase associated protein 2. Lineage: Eukaryota; Metazoa; Chordata; Mammalia; Monotremata; Tachyglossidae. The transcript has 13 exons. Gene Ontology annotation, cellular component: ribose phosphate diphosphokinase complex; cytoplasm. The record is from RefSeq and is a predicted model, not a curated record. Gene Ontology annotation, biological process: 5-phosphoribose 1-diphosphate biosynthetic process; purine nucleotide biosynthetic process. Bases 285 to 1394 code for a protein of 369 amino acids. Gene Ontology annotation, molecular function: ribose phosphate diphosphokinase activity; magnesium ion binding.